Ectocarpus siliculosus is the source of this 1203-nucleotide messenger RNA. NCBI's taxonomy places the organism in Eukaryota, Phaeophyceae, Ectocarpales, Ectocarpaceae. The record is from the annotation of a GenBank genome assembly.
AUGCACCUCACCAUGCAUCUUGCCAUGGUCCGACGUAUAUCAGGCGCUCGUGCCUUGGCAGGUUUGUUAGUUCUCUCAUCGUUGGUGCAGCUUUCUCGAGCCUUUGGCGGAAUCUCGGGCAGAACGACGGCAACAUCAACAGCAAGAACGAGCGGUUGGAGGCAGCAUCAUGCACACGGCGGUGGCGUCCGCCAUAGAUCACUUUCGCCUAUAGUUGGAUUGCCGCCGCGGGUACCACAUGGGCUUCGAUCGGAAGCUGGAGACGGUGGGCAGGGAGGAGGCGGUGACGGCGGUAUUUUUGGAGGGAUCCAAGAGUGGUGGGAACGAGACGGCAAGUCCGACCUCAAGAUCUACGGCACUUCGCUGGCGCUGGCGCUGGUGGUGAGGUCGGUGGCCCUGGAGCCGCGCUUCAUCCCGUCCCUGUCCAUGUUCCCGACCUUCGAGAUUGGCGACCAGCUGGCGGUGGACAAGCUGUCGAGCAAGCUGUCUCGCCCUUACCAGAGGAAGGACGUGGUGGUGUUUUACCCGCCGCCCAAGUUCAGGGAGUUUUCCGACAGGGGGAAGAAAGACGCGCUCAUCAAGCGCGUCAUCGCCGUGGGCGGGGACGCGGUGCAGAUCAAGGAUGGGUCGCUGUUCGUUAACGGGCAGGAGCAGUUUGAGGACUACACUUUCGAGGAGCCGGAGUACUCGUGGGGUCCGCAGACGGUCCCGGAGGGUAUGGUGAUGGUCCUCGGGGACAACCGGAACCACAGCCUGGACUCGCACAUCUGGGGGUUCCUGCCGACGGAGAACGUGAUCGGGAGGGCCAUCUUCAAGUACUGGCCGCCGUGGAGAGCGGGGACGAUCGAGACGUAGUUAUUGUAUUGUACUAAAUAGAACCGCCUUGAGGUGGGGGAAAGGCCCUCGACCUCUUAGAUCUGAGCCUUUUGUGAGGUACCCACACAUGUCGUAGGUCAGGUGUUGACUGCCAGGUCUUCUUUUUUUCAUCCCAGGGAAAACGUGGCAGACCCUGCGUGCGUGGCGAGAAGAAACGCUUUUUUUUGUUUGCGAUGCUUUCGGGAGGAUAAGUCUAGACUUUCGUCCACCACGGCUGCUUCAAAUGCGAGCGAGAAGAAGCAGCGUUCUAUCUAGCCUAGGUAGAUGGAUUAGAGUGAGUUUUUGAGGUAUUUGAUGUUGCCCCAGAGGGGGGACUAGCCUAUGUAU